UCUUACAACCAUGUUCACUCAACUUUUCGCUCUCUUCGCCUUCCUGGCCGCCGCUAAUGCUGGCAUUAUUCUUCCCGAGACGAAAAUUGAAACCAUUCCCAUAGUGAAGACGAAUAUUCAUGGUCCAUCUGGAGAAAUCACACAAGAAGAACAUUUGCCAGUCAUUACUCAUCAUGAGCCAGCUACCAUUCUUGAAAGUCAUCCAGUAGUACGUCUACAUGAUGUUCCUGUUGUAGUUGCACCUGAGGUGGUACACCACCAUGAAGUUUCCGUUGUUCAUCCUACCGAAGUGGUUGUACCCCAUGUUCCCAUUCAUCAUGAACUUCCGGUGGUUGUUCCUCAUGAAGUACUUCCAAUUCAGCCUAUUGUCCACCAUGAGCUUCCAUUGGUUGUACCUCAUGAAAUAGCUCCAAUUCAUCAUGAACUUCCACUGAUUACUCAUCACGAACUUCCCCUUGUCCAGCCCCAUGUACCGUUAGUGCACCCCAUUCCCGAACACCCUGUUUGGAUUAAGAGCGUACCACAUACCAUCCCUCUUUAUAAUGUGCCUCAUUUGUACAAAAACUUGUAUUACCACUGA
This is a messenger RNA of Zophobas morio, 580 nucleotides long. Its product is annotated as A-kinase anchor protein 14-like. The transcript is spliced from 2 exons. The record is from RefSeq and is a predicted model, not a curated record. Bases 11 to 580 code for a protein of 189 amino acids. NCBI's taxonomy places the organism in Eukaryota, Metazoa, Arthropoda, Insecta, Coleoptera, Tenebrionidae.